UAUCAAUACAAAACAUAUCAACAAAUCACAUAUCUAUUCAUAAGGAUUGUUAGUUAUUAAAAUAUAGUUAAAUGCAACUUACAACUUAAGUAAAUAAAUAAUAACAUAUCUUCAUUCUUAUCGAUGUCUAUAAUACUUAUGUGUAAGGUGUAUUUAUGAAGAAAAACUGGCAUUGCUGCACCUGUGAUUGGCGGGCCAGCGUCUACGUAAGGAGCAGUUGGGCCAAUGGCGGCGCGGGCUGCGCGCAGCCGUCGUGCUACGCCGUAGAGGCGCGCGGGGUGCUACGGCAUCGACAGACGCUGCGUAGCUGCGAAUACCGGGAACUGGAAGCUAUGUGUUAGGUGCAGUUUGAUGUGGGACAUCGGGUGUCCGCCAUGCAGGGGCUGCAGGCCGCGAAAGAGAAGGCCUCGGGCCUCUUCGCCAACAAACCCCUUCUGUUCAAGAACAGCCAGUAUGAAACCUUUCAUGUGGAACAGAAGGGCUACGAUCAGAUGUACGACGGGGAGGACCUGGAGACACCACCUUCACCCGACAGGCCUCCACCGAGACAUAUAGACAAGUACAUCAAAGCGGAGUUACCAUGCCUGAGCGCGCGUUACACUGUAGCGCUGCUCGCCUGCUUCGGCUUCAGCAUAAUGUUCGGCAUGCGGUGCAACAUGAGCAUGGCCAAGCUCAAGAUGACGGAGAAGCACAACACAUCAAGCGGCGUCAAAGAAGAUACGCCCUUCAACUGGACAGUGGAAGUGGAAGCGUCCAUCGACUCUUCCUACUUCUUCGGCUACUUCAUCACGCAGCUGCCGGGCGGUUUCCUGGCGUCCAUGUACCCGGCCAACAGGAUCUUCGGGGCGGCCAUUGUUGCGUCCGCCAUCUUUAAUAUGGCCAUCCCUGGCGCCAUGGCUGUGGGGCCCACUGCAGUCGUGUUGUUGAAGGUCGCGCAGGGAUUUGUUGAGGGUGUGACCUAUCCUUCAUGCCACGGCAUCUGGCGUAUGUGGGCGCCACCGAUGGAGCGCUCUCGGCUGGCCACGCUGGCUUUCUGCGGGACCUAUGCGGGCAUUGUCAUCGGGAUGCCUCUGUCUGGGAUGCUAUCAGAUUACAUCGGAUGGCAAGCUCCGUUCUACUUCUACGGGGUGUUUGGACUUAUAUGGUACUGUAUGUGGCUGUGGCUGGUGUUCGAGCGGCCGAGCAAGCACCCGCAUAUCGCCGGCAAGGAGAUGGCAUACAUCGAGCAGUCCCUCGGCACCGCCACACAGGCCCCCAUGCCCAGCUUCUGGGGCACGCCCUGGAAGGCCUUUUUUACUUCACCCCCAGUAUAUGCCAUUAUUGUAGCGAAUUUCUGCAGAACGUGGAAUUUCUGUUUGUUAGUUAUUUUUCAGUCUGCGUAUUUUAAUUCAAGAUUUCAAAUGCAAAUCACAGAGUCUGGGUUCGUGGGCGCCAUCCCUCACUUGAUCAUGACGUCACUGGUGCCGAUCGGCGGCAUGCUGGCCGAUUACCUGCGCAAGAGUGGCACGAUGACUACCACCAACGUGAGGAAACUGUUUAACUGCGGAGGCUUCGGGCUGGAGGCGUUCUUCUUUGUUCUUGUCGCCUAUGCCGAUAAUAAGUACGUCGCAACUAUAGAACUGACGCUGGGCGUAGCAUGCAGCGGUUUUGCUAUCUCCGGCUACAAUGUGAACCACCUGGACAUCGCGCCGCGAUACGCGUCUAUCCUCAUGGGAUUGUCCAACGGUAUCGGGACAAUCGCCGGUUUUGUGGUGCCUAUCGUCAUUAACUACAUCACGCAGGAGAAGGAUAAGCUGGAGAAAGCAAUAACAGAGUGGCGCGAGGUGUUCCUAAUGGGCGCGACGGUGCAUUUCAUUGGUAUCACCAUCUACGGCAUAUUCGCUUCGGGUGAGCUGCAGUCAUGGGCCGAGCCGCCGCCUUCUUAUGAGUCGCCUGUCAAGUCUAAGGACCAUGAGACCACCUUCAUGGGUAACCCAUCCGCGCCGCUGAAGAGCAGCUCACCACCAGCGUACGGCGCGGUGGCACCGCCGCGGCCGCCCGCGCCCGGCGCCGCGCCGCCGACGGCCCACGUGCCCAACAACCCGUUCGUGUCUGGAGCUUUCUACCAGGCCGAGCCCGUGCAACCGCCAGCUCACCAGUACCCUGAGCUCACAGACGACGGCACUUACUAGGUUGCUCAAUGUGGUACUAGAGGAGAGGUUUGAUUUUCAGUUGUUUAAAAAAAACCUGCCCAAAGGGACUGAUGAGUGCUGAGCAUUCACUCCAACUAAACGCAACUAUUCCCACUUUAAAAGCAGAUUUCGCGAAUUGUUUGACGAGAUUGCUCGUUAUACAUAUUGCUCAUAUUUGUCAUAACAAACUUUGAUAAGCGACGAUUUUUUCUGCAAUCUCAAAACUUUUUUUACCUAAAAGCAAUCUAAAUCAUGAUUCUCGUCUAGUAUUCUAUUGAAGUAUAUGAUUUAAUGAUUUCAAAGAUUUUGUGCUCACCAUAGUAUUUUCCUACUAGUUCAUAACUCGACGCGAGCGCCGCCCCUCGGUCGGGUGGUGAACUAGUCCAACGAGUAGAUAGGUGAAAUUACAUGUGCUAUUACUCUCGCCAUGGUUAGCUUGUACUACGUCAUAUCGUUAUAGAAAUUAACAGUACCUGUUCAGAUCUUCAUUAUUUUUAUAAACAUUCAGUCAUUCUAUAUUCAUAUACAUAACCAGUUGAGGUUGAACUUUAUGUUGCUCGGUGUAAACCGUGCUGAUUUUCUUCGUAGCCUAAAAGAGUCUGUAUUGUUAUAUUUAUUGACAUAUCAUCAAGUAAUAAAUAUACCUUAGUAUCGUUUUAUUUUCACGUCAUUUUCUUUGAAAGCGUGUUACUAUUUGAGCAGUCUCGAUUACUCCAUUGGUAUAACCAACAAAGCAAAUAUUAUACUAAGAUGACAAUUGUUAUAUAAACAUGACAAUUCUGUGGUUAGCUCAUAAUAAUUAAAAAAAAAUCUCAUUCUUAUGUUGCAAUUGUCAAAAUAAUGUAGCGAUGAAAUAUACCAUAAUCUCGAUUAUGUUGACCAUUGGCCAUUUGGUCAUUGGUCAAUCCCGAGCCUGAACAAAUAGGAACACACGUCACUGAAUAUUAAAUGCAUGAGUCCCAUAGAUAUGUAUACAUUGCUCUCUUGUUGCUAAUUGUUGUAAAAUGUUUAUAUCUUUACAAAUAAGUAUGUAAUUAAAUUGUUCAAAUUUAGAUUUACCUGUACCUAUUUGAAAUAUAAAACGAUAUUAUAGAUGUAGAAAAUAUAUUAUGUACUUGCUAGGGAAUGUUAACUACUCGUACAGAGGGAAGAAAUGCAAUCAUUGUUUAAUAAUUAUACCUAAAUUAGUUGCAAUCUUUGAGUUAAGAAUAUUUUAUUAAAUGUACCUAUCACUUAAUUUUAAAAUGUUAAAAAAAAAAUCAAAACAUCAAACAUGUUUGUUUUAAGAUUUGCGUUUGCUUGUAAUUAUAAGUCAUUUAGAUAACAUCCAAUUUACGUAU
Molecule: messenger RNA, 3511 nt
Organism: Leguminivora glycinivorella
Lineage: Eukaryota; Metazoa; Arthropoda; Insecta; Lepidoptera; Tortricidae
Gene: VGlut
Product: vesicular glutamate transporter 1
Exons: 13
Coding region: 375-2171 (598 amino acids)
Biological process (GO): transmembrane transport; monoatomic anion transport; regulation of synapse structure or activity
Cellular component (GO): excitatory synapse; synaptic vesicle membrane
Molecular function (GO): L-glutamate transmembrane transporter activity; neurotransmitter transmembrane transporter activity
Source: RefSeq, a predicted model, not a curated record